AUGGACAUGAGGUCGUUAAUUCACCAGGGAUUACCCCCCUGCCGCAACAGCAGCAGCUCAUCCAGUGUCAGCACGAGCGUCUCUGCCAGCAGCAGUAGCAGCUUUCCAGCACCACAAAUCUCGUCGGUACUGCCUGUACCACAUGUACCGACAAUGCAGCCGCAGUCGGCCAUUUCCCACGUUUCAGCAGCGUUCGAUGCCAUCGCGCAGGCGCCGCCGCUCGUGCCGCUACGUUUUAUCAUCCCCAAUUCGCGGCCAGACCUCGUCUCCAUUGCGUCCGCCACGUCGUCCUCGUUCAGUAUGAAGGAACCAGAGCGCGAGCCACAGCAUUCGAUGAUGUACCCUCUCAACGUCUGCACUAUCAAGAACGAGCAGCCGGAGCUGUGUUCACCACUGGAUAAUCAAAAGGAGCUGAAGAAGAGCGUUCCGAAACGCGUGCGCACGCCCAAACUCUCGAGUCGUUCGACGAAGAGCAAGGCUCGACCAGGGCUUCGAAAGGGCAAGUGGACUGAGGAAGAAAGUCGGUACGCCGCCCGGUUGACCCACUACUUCAAGGAGGGGCUACUCCCGCUGGAGAGAGGCACGAUGCUGCGUCUCUACCUCUCGCAGAAGCUGAACUGCGAGCCAAUGCGCAUCACCAAGAAGUUCACUGGCGGUGAAUGCAUUGGCAAGCAGGUCUUUCGUCCUUGCAGUCCCACUCCAGAGUCUCGAAUAAGAAUUAUGCAGGCACAGCUUGAGCUGGUAGCACUCGAGGCUGCCUUCAUUGAGCGUCUGAAAGAAAACCGAGAGGAGCCAAUACUUUCUACGGACGAGUUUGACUUGCGACCAGUUCUGUCAGGCCAAAGAUUUCGACCUGUGCCGCUCAAGCCCCGGAUGUACCAGUCAGGGGGCGAUGACAGAGAGGGAGAUGAAGAAGACGCGAACGCCGUGGGUUUGCUGCUUGACUUUUUCUACAAGGCCAAUCGAAAGGAAAAGAAUGGCAGUAAGAAAGCGGCGUCAACAAAGAAGGACGAGUCGGCUACGGAGGAAAUGAAAAGAAAGGAGGAGGAAGGGGAACAAGAGCAAAUCAAAAAGCUGCUCCUUGAAAUCAGUUCGCCAACAGUUCUGCCCGCGACAAGUGGCGAGACCGACACCUUGAGUGAUUCGCCGACGAAACGUAUGCGCGCCCUCUCGGUUAGUGGCUGUGCAGGCCCCGCAGCCGCCAAGCGCUCUCGUGUGGGAUCCUUCUCUACCGUCACCGCCGCAUGA
Peronospora matthiolae is the source of this 1248-nucleotide messenger RNA. The record is from the annotation of a GenBank genome assembly. Lineage: Eukaryota; Oomycota; Peronosporomycetes; Peronosporales; Peronosporaceae.